Messenger RNA from Chara braunii, 3675 nucleotides. NCBI's taxonomy places the organism in Eukaryota, Viridiplantae, Streptophyta, Charophyceae, Charales, Characeae. The record is from the annotation of a GenBank genome assembly.
UGCGGGGCAGCCUAUGGGCAACGCACCUUUCGUCCUAUCGGCGACCAGCCGUUGCGCCCGGCCAUCCGUCGCAGCCGUCGCAACACACACGCACACCGUUACGCCCCAGCACCUCUGACCAGCCAUCUUGCUCUGUUCAUCGCAGAACGCUGCUGUGCGCGAGAACUCCGCGCGGGCAGCGGUGACAGACAAGAACAAGAAACCGCAGUGCGAGAGCGACGGGUUUCAAGCGACCAGCAGCAGGCGCGUUCGUGCGGGUUCGCGCGCGCGCGCGCGGGGGACUAUGAAGUUCGUUACGUGUGCUUAGGCUUGUACGUGUGUUUGAAUGCCACACACACACACACACACACACACACACAGAGGCGGCGCUUGACGGUCAAGAAGAGACACGUGUCGGCCAUGCCGAUUGGUGGGGAUGGAGGAGGUGGGUCCGCGGAACCAAUGGCAGUGGACGAGGCGGAGGCGGGAAAAGGCGGGACGACGGAGAAUGGCUCCAAGAGCACAAACGGUGGCAGCGAGGUGGCGGGGGUGUCCGAGACCCCGACUUCGCGAUCGCCCGCAGGUGGCGGGAGCAGGAAGAGAGGCGCAGGUAGACGAACUCCUGUCCCUAGCCCAGCGCCUAAGCGGCAAACGAGGAGGACGUCGGGCGGGAAAGCCAACUCAUCUUCUCCUAUUGCCGCCGGCGGCGUUGUGAACCUGACCUCGUACAGCCCCCCGCCGGAGCGUAGUAAAGAGGAGGGUGGUGGUAAGGAGGAAAAGAAGGUGGUGGAUGGCGGUGAGAAGCAGGACGAAGCUGUGGAUGAUAAGAAGGGGGAGAAGGAAGAACAGGUAAAGGGGAAGGAGGGGGAGGAAAAAGGGGUAGGAGGGAAGACGAAGGAGGAGGGGAAGGAGCACGAAGAGGAGAAAGUGGAGGAGGGAGAGGAGGAGGAGGACGUGAAUCAGGCGGGAAAGGCGGAAAAACAACAGGAAAAGAAGGCUAACGAAGAGAAAGAGCAGGCGGAGAGGAAGAAGGGGGGGGGAAAGGAGGUGGAGGUGCUGGGCGGGGAGAAGCAGCAGCAAGGAGGCGACGAAGAGGAGGUGAAGGUAAUAGAUUUAGAGGCUACGGUGGUGGCGGAGAAGAAAACGCCGCGGAGAGGCGGAGGGAGGAAACAAAAAGCGAAGCAGGCUGAAGAAGAGAGGAAGCAGAGCGAUGAUAAAGAAGAGGUGGUUCUGCUCGACGAUGCCGAUCAAGCUCAGCAAUCAGACGAGGAGAAGGAAGGAGAGGAUCAAUCUGGCAAAGCCAGCGGGGGAGGUGAUAGCUCCCAGCAGGCCAAGAAGUCGACGAGGCAAGGCAAGGGGGCAGCAGCCACAAAAACAACCCCUCAAGAGUCGGAAAAACCGGGCAUCGAUGUUCCCGAUGGUGAUUACUUCAACUUUGACGACUCGCGGGACGAAAAACUUAUGAGUCAGGGUCAGAUCUGGGCUCUCUACGACGACGAGGAAGGCCUACCUCGCUAUCAUGCCAAGAUUAACAGGGUCUCUUUGAAUCCUUUCAAGGCAUCAAUCACGUGGCUAGAGCGGACUGCUGCGGCGGAGAGCGAGGCGGCGGACGAGCAGUCGGAGGAGGGCAAGAAAAGCGGCGCUACUCCGAAGUCCCCGGCGAGCGCAGGCAAGAAGAGAGGCGGUGGCGGAGCUGGUCCCAAGAACGGAACCGUUACGACCGUAGCAGGUGAGAAAUCGACUGAUGAUGAGAUCACGACGACCGCUUGUGGACUGUACAGAUUUGGGAAGAGGUCGGUGCAGAGCUCGAUGACAGCCUUCUCGCACAUAGUGGAAUGGGAGAAGCGAAAGGAUGGGGCAAUCACAGUGUACCCUAGCGUAGGGCAAGUGUGGGCGCUAGAAGGGGGGGCGGGGAAGGGCGGGCGGGGAGGGGGAGGGGGCGGGGCCGGAAAAGGAGCGGCCACCGCGGGGCAAGAGGGGGAGGAGGAGGAGAAGGGAGCGAAAAAGUAUCAGAUCGUAGAGAUAUUAGGUGAGUGGAGUGAGAAGAAGGGGGUUUCUGUUGGCCUUUUAGAGAAGGUUGAGGGGUUUAAUUACGUCUAUCGUAGAGUCAGUGAACAAAAGGGGGUCGGAGGAGGAAAGGCCGGGGCCGGUGAGAUGCAGAUAACCCCAGCGGAGGAGGAGAGAUUUUCUCAUCAAGUCCCUGUGUAUAGAUUCCAAGGCGGCGAGUUGCCCAAUGCGACCGAGGGGAUGAUCGAGCUUGAUAGCGCGGCAUUACCUGUGGACUUCGCUGCUUCCAAUAAGUAGGGGAGACUGACUCUUUUUUCUCUCUGGCUCUCUGUUUGUUUCACUAUCUCUCUCUCUCUCUCUCUCUUUCUCUUUCUCUUUCCCCGUGUCCUAUUUUGUUACGGUCAUUAAUUCGGCCAUUCUCUCUUGGACAGGCUGGCAGGGAGCGGGGGGCGGAGCGGGGGGGCAGAUUACGGCGGGGAGCAAGUGGGAAGCUCAGUUGCGUGGCUGUACGCGUUUUGUUUGCCUCUCAACGUGUUUCUCGUUUCCCUCACUUUGCCCCAGGCGCUCCAUUAUUACUAAUUAAAGCAUGCAAUUACACAAGAGAGAGGUCAUGAGAUUUAGGGUACAGCAGUCAAGGAUGUGGGAGAGAGGGAGAGAGAGAGAGAGAGAGAGAGAGAGAGAGAGAGAGAGAGAGAGAGAGAGAGAGGGGCGGGAGGAGUAAGAUAGGUCAGCAGGGUGUAAUUUAUCAGAAGGGGGCAGGACAGAAAGGUGACGUGGCUGAGUUGCGAUGGCAGUGAGCUGAUAUUGUAAGAGGUAAAUAUUAUCAGUGCGGGGAGGCUGCAGGUCCUUUACGUACAUACAGGAGGAAAGCAACGAAAACCAAGGGGAGAGGGAGGGAGCGACAGGCUUCGGGGAAAGCUGAGGGAGUGUGUGUGUGUGUGUGUGUGUGUGUGUGAGAGAGAGAGAGAGAGAGAGAGAGAGAGAGAGUAGUGGGCAGAUGCGUGAAAUCUUUUGUUUAAAAAAAUGGCCUUCGAUGACGGCACCUUACCGGGGAAUUGUGUUUUCGACAUGUCCCGUUGUAAUCGGCGCAUGUGUCGUUAUGUGUAGUGGAUAAGACGCGGAUCAGAGGAAUGAUUAGAGAUAGGUAAUCAACUGAGACGAACACAUUGCUUAAUAGCAAGAGAUGUACUCCGGUGUGCGUUCGUGUGCGUUCGUGUGCGUGUGUGCGCACGCGCGCGCGCGCUCUAGAGAGAGAGAGAGAGAGAGAGAGAGAGAGAGCAAUGAUAGUAGAUUUUAAGUAUUUUCUCCUCCGUCUGCACGUCAGCGAUAUUUUAUGUAAUCCGCCUUGGUACUGCCGGACACGCUUAGCGCUUUGUCACAACAACUCGCUUGCAAUGACCUCAGCAUUGGAUGGCAGCGAACAGUCGCUCGUCAUAGUAGGACACAUCUUUGAGCGUGCACGCGCUCUCGCAUGUUUGCGCGAAGUUCAUCACAGACACUCACACACACACACACACACACACAAGGAGAGAGAGGGGGGGAGAGAGAGAGAGAGAGAGAGAGAGAGAGAGAGAGAGGUACAAUUGUGUAUUCUCUUUUCAUGUGGCGAAGUUCUUAGGCAUUGAUUUGAAACGUGAAAACAGCGACAGGUACCUUGUAUGUAUUCUAUUCUGCUUUUCCCGGAAAGGA